ACUGCAGACCAAGGCGCGGUUUGACUUUGAAUCGUCAAGUCUUGGGCUCCUAUCGCGAGUUGCGACUAGUAUUCUGUUCCGUCCCCAUCGAUGCAGUGGCGCAGCAUGCUAGUAGUGGUUACGGCACCUGCGAAUUGGGGGAAAUCCGAGUGAAGGCGCGCGCCACGGCAGGCGAUGGCGUCGUCAACCCUGCCAACCGCGUGGCGUCGCAGCUUUAAAAGGCUUUGCGGGGGAAGAGCCGGAGGCCGUGCACUUGCGGUUGCAGUCGCAGAGAGCUGAGAAGCGGACAGGAAAGGCAGGCGCUCAGUUGGCAGCUUGAGAUCGACCGGGUCGUUUUGAGUCGGAUGGCGGGCGGGAGCGCGAGCAAGGUGCGGGAGUGGAUGCGGAAGCGCAUGGCGCCGAGGAGGAAGGCGGCCGGCAUCGGCGACAGCGGUAGCAGCGGCGAUCAUCAGUCUGCGCCGGCGUCGCCGGGGCGGAAGCUCCUGGCGGGCGCGGUCCCGUCGGCGCUGCGGUGGAGGAAGCCACGCGGGAACGCGCUGGCGGCGCUGUUCCGGUGGGCGACGUACCACCUGCUGUGGCUGGUGGAGUCCGUCGUGGUGGUGGCGCAGCUGGUGUUCUUCUUCGUGCGCUUCGGGUUCAGGCUCUGAAAAAAAAAAGCUCUGCCUGAGUCGCGCAGUACCGGGAUUUGGGGUCGCCAACGGAUCCCGCGAUUCUUUCGUUUUUCUCUUGUUUGUUUUUCUGUUCACCACUUCUCGGUGGCUCUUUCGGUUUCCAUCACCGCAAGCUGUAGAUAACUUGUUCUUGUGUUUUGGAGAAUGUGUAAAUUGCUCCUGUAAUUGUCUUCACAAGGAAGGUUUUUUUUUCCAAUUCCAUUGAAAAUGUCCUUGCUUA
Molecule: messenger RNA, 891 nt
Organism: Panicum hallii
Lineage: Eukaryota; Viridiplantae; Streptophyta; Magnoliopsida; Poales; Poaceae
Exons: 1
Coding region: 345-647 (100 amino acids)
Source: RefSeq, a predicted model, not a curated record